This is a messenger RNA of Morus notabilis, 1321 nucleotides long. RefSeq lists its product as uncharacterized. The record is from RefSeq and is a predicted model, not a curated record. The transcript has a single exon. NCBI's taxonomy places the organism in Eukaryota, Viridiplantae, Streptophyta, Magnoliopsida, Rosales, Moraceae. The coding region runs from base 133 to 1104 and encodes 323 amino acids.
AAGAAAAAAAGCCCCCAAAACCACCACCCAUAUCUGAAAUCUUCGCUCUCUCUCCAUUUUCCUAAAACUAGAAGCAGAGAGAGUCGGAGAGAGGAGAGAGAAAGUGAGUUAGAGAGAGGAAGUGAUACAAAAAUGAAGUUAUCUGCAAAAUCCUUAUCGAGUCCCGGUCGGACAGAGAAGUUCCCACCGCCAUUGAUGAGGUUCCUGAGAACCAACGUGGGGAGCAAAAGCCGAGGAAGGUCACGUUCCAGUCCGAUGUUCGUGCGAAAGAAGAACUCGAACAACACCGCCAUUGAAACACAAGAACCUUCUUCUCCCAAGGUCACAUGCAUGGGACAAGUCCGAGUCAAAAGAUCCAAAACGACACCAAAAAGCCCCCAACAACAACAACCCUCCUGUCGCUGCCAAUGGAUUCCCAGAAAAUCCCUGUUUUUCCGCCACUUUCCCGGGAAAAUUACCAGACCCAAGCUGUGCCGACCCGUUUGGAGCAAGUGGGCGUCUUUCUUUCAGCUCAGUUUUCGAAGAAAAGUGGGAAUUAGAGGAAAAAACCAAUCGGAGAAAAUCGCCUCCUCAAGAAGCGAAGAUUCAGAAGAAGAAGAUGAAGAAGAGAAGGAAAAAGAACCGAUUUUCUUAUCUUCUCUUUCUCCGCCGAAAAACGCUCUGAUUCUUACUCGGUGCAGAUCCGCUCCGUACAGGUCUUCCUCACUGGCGUGUAGGUUCUGGGGUUCGCCAUUAAAUUCCGAAGAAGAACAGAAAAAAGCGAUUGAAAACAGACAAGAAGAAGAAGAAGCAAAAGAAGAAGAAGAAGAAGAAGAUGAUGAUGAUGAUGAAAAGAAACCAAGUUCGGAAAUGGAGAGACUUUCUUGUGAAGAAGCGAAAGUGGAUUCAGAGAUUGAGGAAAUGUCGAGAGUUUUCAAGGAAUUCGACGGGAAAAGGUUAUCGGAAUCUUCGAAAACAGGGGAAGAGAUUGUCGAUAGGCCUUUGAUACUGACGAGGUGUAAAUCGGAACCUGCGAGAACCGGAGAGAAGCUCGAUCCAGAGUUGAGUUUCUGGAGAAACAGAAGAUUGGGUAUAGUAAAUUCAUGCUCAGCAAGUGUUUUGUGAUUAAUUAUAAUUUUCUUUUUUAAGUUUCUUCCUUAUUCUGCUUAAUUCUUCUCCUAAUUUUGGUAACUAUAAAGUCUAAAGCUCAAUAUAGUCUUAUUUGACGAAAUAUAAUAUUCUUUUCUUGGUGGCAAGAUUGAUUUUUGGUCAAGAGAAUCUCCAUUAGCUCCAUGGUAAUGUUCAAAAAAAAAAAAAAAACACAGAAAGAAAGAUUAGUUUG